Molecule: messenger RNA, 1155 nt
Organism: Nannizzia gypsea CBS 118893
Lineage: Eukaryota; Fungi; Ascomycota; Eurotiomycetes; Onygenales; Arthrodermataceae
Product: NADH-cytochrome b5 reductase
Exons: 1
Coding region: 1-1155 (384 amino acids)
Molecular function (GO): oxidoreductase activity
Source: RefSeq, a predicted model, not a curated record
AUGUUUCCUCGACCAGUUCGUUUGUGCCGGCUUCCCUCUGCUCCCCGACGAUGUAAGGUUACCUCUCAACUUUUGUCACCGAACCGGCUCCAACGUUCUCGGAACUCGUCCACAACACCCCAACAGCCGCCAAAGGGUCCGUCCAGCAAGCUAUGGCUUACUGCCGCCAUUGUAGCUAUUGCAGCUGGUGGAGCUGGCAUAUACACCCGGUCGCAGGGAGACAUAUCUAGCACUACCCUAGACCCGGUUACGUUCACGAACUACGAGCUUAUUUCGAAGACUCCGGUGUCAUCAACCUGCAGUAUCUUUAAUUUGCGGCCGAAAAGGGAGGGAGGAAUAAAUGCAGAGGUCUAUCAGGAUGCUUUUGAAACUGGGAUUUGGAGUGUGCAGUUUAAACAACCUCAGCUGCAGGUUGGCCGAGACUACACCCCUUUACCUCCUUCAAUGCAGUUUUCCUCCCUAGACAAAGGAAACGACACGUCCCUUCAGUUCCUUAUCCGAAAAGACGGCGAGGUUUCGAGCUACCUACAUGAUCUUCAACCUGGCAGUAUUGUGGAAAUGCGCGGACCUCAGCUGGGACUCGAGCUCACCCCAGAUGUUCAAGAGGUGCUGUUCAUUGUGGGUGGGACUGGCAUAGCACCAGCUCUACAGGCCGCUCACACGAUACUCAAAUGCAUGCGACCAAGGGAUGAAACAAAAAUACAUAUCUUAUGGGCAAACCGACGGAGAGAGGAUUGCCUUGGGGGUCGUAGUGAUACAGUUGGCUCACAAUGGAGUUGGUGGUCAAAGCUAUACCCUAACACCAAGGCAGAACACACUGCCAGAGACGACAUGGGAGGACGGAGGAACUACGUUGUGGAGCAACUGGACGAGCUCAAACGCCUCUACCCCAAGAAAUUUACAGUUGACUACUUUGUCGAUGAAGAGAAAUCGCUCAUUGGGAAAGAUUCUAUUAUGAAAUAUAUAAACUCAAGAGCACAGCACCCGCUUGUGGGCCAACGGAAGAAGAAACUGAUAAUUAUAUCAGGUCCUGACGGGUUUGUCAGCUACCUUGCUGGCCCCAAGAUGUGGCAUAACGGUCGAGAGGUCCAAGGACCACUGCAGGGAAUUCUGCGAGAGUUGAAUAUCUCAGGCUGGUCAGUUUGGAAACUCUGA